UUGAGGGAAAAAAAGCAAUUGGAAUUAGUUUCAUUUUUAUAUCCUUUACGAAAUACCUAUGUCAAUAAUUUAAUUAUUACCGAGUUUUUAUUGCUUUUUGCCUAAAGUUUGAUUUGGCUGCAUUUUACCCAGAAAAAAAGUAAUCUCAAAGGAGUAUGCUCUCAAAAGAAUGCAAGUUGCCGGAAACGCAAGUAACUCUGCGAAGGCUCUGGGAAGUGAUAAGGAACCGAGAUUCCGCGAGCCAAUUGGACCGCCAGUUAAUAUUGCUGGAGACAUACCUAGCAGCGACUGGAGAGUAUAUCAUGUUGGCCGACCUGAGGCUCGUUGUCAGGAUCAUCACCUUCCUCAGAGUUCGGACCAGAUUUAAUUCCCGCUAUAGACAACCACUUGAGGACAUUUUUCGUUUAUUACAACAUCCUCCUUUAAUGGACAUGGCCUCUGAUGAGAUACUAUACGGCCACUCCUAGUCGAAUUAUUCAAUGUUACUCGGCUACAUAUUACUUGAAAGUAGAAAAAUGCAGCGCAAAUUGCAAAUACUCGGGAUAGUUCAAUCAAUGCUAGUCCACGAAAGGUUACCAAACUCUAAAUUUAUUCCACUCAGAUCGUGUGUCAAAGGGAUAGAGGUUAGUGAUUUUGUGUCGUAUUUGGCAGAUGUUAUAGCUAUAGUUGGAGAGAGUAUUUACCACCAGGCUAUUUACUGUGCUUUACAGAUCUGUACGUUAUCUGGGUUCAGUUGCUGGACGUUGCUUAUGAAGAAUAUCCUAGAAUCGCUCUUUGUACGCUUGACGACCAUUCCUGAUGAACUCAUGCCCGCUGUGAUGGAUACGACCAGUGAGCUACUGUGGAAGUUAUUCGGCUGCACCAAACACCCGAUAGACUGGCACAAAGUCCCUACCCCUUCUCGGAUAGCUCUGCGCAGUCUCCGUUAUGUAUUGCGAGAAGAAGCACUUGUACAUGCACAUCCCGGUACAUACCCCAACUCCUUGAAUAACACAUCUGCCAUAAUACUAAAACUCAUGCAUCUCUUUCCCGACGCCGAUUAUGUUCUUUCAGAUUUAAUUGAGGACAUUACGUUUUUUGCUACUCUAAGUGAGGCUACAUUCAAACUAUCAGUCCUUCCUUAUUUCAAAGACAACUUUUAUCACCUCCAGUUUAAAAAAUUGAUGCUCGCCUGCUUAGCUAUUUGUCCCGUAUCGAAUUUAAGUGUGUUAGUGUUUCAACGAUGCAAACUGGCUCAGUGUCUCGUAGCUAUGAUAAAAAGCAGUUCUAUUGAAAAUGAAUCACCAGAAAUUUGGUGUUCAAAGAACUUUAUUGAAGUCUUUCGUGGCGUGGUUCCUGUUAUAUUAGCUCUUUUCGACCUUUCUUCGCGAAGCUUUUCUAGAUGCAGGUUUAAUGAACAAACUUGUGAUGUUUCUUGACUGUGCAUUAUAUUGAGAAGAAGAUUUUAUCUGAUGACGUAACUCUAGUGGUAGUAAAGACAAUCUUUUCACUAUGUUCACGCAAACCCAACUCAACAACUCUUCAGCUGUUAAGGGACGCAAACGCCGUUCAGUUUUGUUGAAGUUAUGCAGUUUUAUCGUAGCAGAUGUUGCACUGACCACAACUGCUCAGUGCAUUUUGCUCUACACUCUCUAUGACCUUACAUUUGUAAUUGAAAACCAACCAGAAAUCCAAAUUGAAACACUCUAAAUCGUAUUUCUGUUUAGUGAAAAGUAUUUAUGAGAGAAUACUGAAUCCUUUACAUACAGAUUCUUUGAUUGAUAAUGGACUUAUUGUCGCCGUAUCAAACUUUGCCUGGGAGGUAAUCGUUUGGAAUAAACAAAGUGUCUCCAGAUUUGUUAAAUGUGGGAUGAUUUUCCCUCAUAUCGACAUCAUAGAAAGAAGUUCUUGUUCUGUACAAUUAGUGGGUUUGUCGAUGCUAGUUGAUCUCUGUGAAUACCAACAGUGUGUACCAUAUGUGGUGACAUGGAGAGGUACAAACGGUAUAAAGUUUCUCAGCGUCCUGUGCCAAAUUUGGGCGUUCUGAGGAAGAGCGGUUAGGUGUACUGAGAGACAAGGGGGGUUGUAUAUCCGACUCAGAGAAGCCACUUAUGGGGGAAAACCAAUUCAAGCUGAUACAAUGUCAGAAACAUAAGGUGAUGUCGAUUUGUGAUGUAUUUGGAAGUGUACGACCAAAGAUCUGUGCUAUCGUUCAACUUCUCCACCGGCACAAAGAAGUCGUAGAUCUUUGUGAAGAACAUUACAGACUGGGACACGACUCAUUACCUAGCGAGGACCAGAUCACAUUACAACUUAUAAAAACCUAUUUACCUCUGAAGAUGGGGGAGAUCUGGUGGGAGAUCAAGCACAAGCAAGGGAGCGUGUUACCACUGGACCGAUACCUGGCUGAAACUCUGGCGGACAGAUACCUGAACUGGUCCCUCGCUGUGCAGCGUACCCAACUCGACUUGCUCCGAGGUAGUGAAGCCCAGGUGAGAGGCGAAGAGCAGAAGUACUACGGGCUGAUUCGGGGCCACAGCUGACGGCCGCCCUCAGGCGCGCUGAAGGAGGUGGUGGGCGUGGCUCGCUCUAGCGACAGGCAGCAGUUCCUGCUCGCUCACAAGACACUCCGCAAGGGUAUAGAAACUUCCAGGGUACUCGAUACGGAGCUUUGGGUCGCCUUUCCUCCUGAUGUGAACCUCAUCAUAGUCAACAACAAGACCCUCGGAGAGAUGCGAAAGAAGUCGUUAUCGUUACAAUUUCCUAACUGUGACACACAGGAGGAAUGCGAUUUCGACAAAGAGUUUCCAUUACACCCGUACGUGGAACCAGACCAUGAGUGACACUCUCCAUCUCCAGAUUGUUUACGAUGUUUUAUAAGACUAAAUAUUCAUCAGUAAAUAAAGUACAGUUAUAACUACUAGUUUAGAUUUAACAUGAGCUGACUGAAGAUGAAUCUCCAUAGUGAGGCCAAAGUACUGUAAUUAUAUACGGUUUAGGCAAUAUAUCGACGUGGUGUGACCUUAAAACGUACACGAUAUUUAUGAAACCGGGCGAGUAAGCCUAAGGAAGCGUUAAUUUAAGUACAUAUAAACUACCACUUGUAAAAGCCAAGAAGAUAAUUAAUACAGAAACUCUCACUGGACUACAUUUAAUAGCUCUAUCCGACAACUAGACAACACUAGCGCACUCUCUUGACGAGCUACUAACUCUGUAAGACAUCUAGUUCAGGAUUUCUUUUCACUAAGUCUAUCUACGUACUUGUUGUUGAAUGCAUUUUUACUGUCUAACAUUUUUAAGUAUUCUGUCAUCCCUUGGCGGAUAGUCUAUGUCAGGUUUUACAUUAAUUUAACAAAUAAAAAUUGAAAAAUGUUUAA
This is a messenger RNA of Homalodisca vitripennis (glassy-winged sharpshooter), 3356 nucleotides long. RefSeq lists its product as uncharacterized. The record is from RefSeq and is a predicted model, not a curated record. The transcript is spliced from 2 exons. The coding region runs from base 480 to 1418 and encodes 312 amino acids. Lineage: Eukaryota; Metazoa; Arthropoda; Insecta; Hemiptera; Cicadellidae.